Suillus fuscotomentosus is the source of this 1651-nucleotide messenger RNA. RefSeq names its product cytochrome P450. The record is from RefSeq and is a predicted model, not a curated record. The transcript is spliced from 11 exons. Gene Ontology annotation, molecular function: oxidoreductase activity, acting on paired donors, with incorporation or reduction of molecular oxygen; iron ion binding; heme binding. Bases 161 to 1651 code for a protein of 496 amino acids. Lineage: Eukaryota; Fungi; Basidiomycota; Agaricomycetes; Boletales; Suillaceae.
CAGGUGUUCAAUCUGUGUUUGUAUGAGUAUAAUCAUGAACUCUAAUCUCACUGUACUAGUCGCUCAGCACAGCACGUCACCACCUCUCUGUUCUGGAAUACUUAGGUUGCAAAGUAGCGGGGUACCAGAAUCGUGACUAUCAACAAACCGGACCAUUUCAAUGGCGAUUAUUAUUGCCGCAUGCACUCUUAUCAUUAUCUUAGCCAGCGUCUGGAUAGUGAAACAACGCUAUCAGGCUGCAAGGCGGUUGCCGUUACCGCCUGGACCGCCUGGACGUUGGCUAUUAGGAAAUGUGAUGCCAAAGUCAUAUGCACCGUUUCAAUUCGCGAAAUGGACAGAACAAUACGGACCUGUGUUCUCGCUCAAACAAGGCCAUAGGAUUUUCGUAAUUAUAGGACGUCAUCAGGCUGCGGUAGAUAUCAUGGAAAAAGAGGGAGCAAAUCUUGCCGACCGCCCACGUUCUAUUGCGGCGCACGAGACGUUGUCUGGCGGGUUGGGAGUGUUAUUUCAGGGCUCUGGUGAGAGAUUGCGCCGGCUGCGCAGGGUCUUGCAUGCAGGCCUGCAACCCAAGGUUGCGGAGACCUACGAGCCCAUGCAGAUCAGGCAUGCGAAGAAUUUGGUUCUAGAUGUCUUGAAUGAUCCAAAAAACCACCAAGGUCAUGCCAUGCGUUAUUCAGCUUCGGUGGUCAUGUCCUUCACCUAUGGAAAAAUUACUCCGACUUCAUAUACAGAUCCUGAAGUUGUUGCCAUCAAUAAGGCUCUUGCGCGUUUUGGUCAAGUUAUCCAGCCGGGUGCAUACCUUGUGGAUACGUAUCCAAUCCUACGAUUCGUCCCUGGCUACCUGAGUCAGCUGAAGGCAUGGCACAAAGAAGACCUUGCUCUCUGUAACAGGCACUUGGACACAGUGCGAAGGCAGAUGUGUGAGGGGACGGCAAGGCCAUCCUUUGCGAGGUUCAUGUUAGAGCACCAGAAACAGUACCAACUCGAAGAUCAGGAACUGGAAUACCUUGCAGGAGGGAUAUUUGGGGCCGCUUCUGAUACGACUGCGUCCGCAAUCACAUUUAUGAUAAUGGCUGCUGCCUGUCACAGGGAUGCGCAGGCUCGCGUACACGAGGAACUCGAUAACGUCGUGGGGCGUACUCGGCUGCCGACGUUUGCUGAUCAGGAAAUGCUGCCGCAGGUCACCGCGUUCAUGUUCGAGAGUCUCAGGUGGAGACCUGUCACUCUUGGAGGCUUGGCGCAUCGUGCGACUAAGGACAUCGUUUGGAAGAACUACCUGAUUCCGGCAGGUGCGACUGUGAUUGGCAACCAUUGGGCUAUUGCAAACGAUCCUGAAGUCUUCCCGGAACCACACAGGUUCAAUCCUCAGCGUUGGAUUGACGAUGCGGGUCGUGUGCGCGGUGAUCUCAGGUUUUUCACUUUUGGCUUUGGCCGUCGAGUAUGUCCUGGUCAACAUGUCGCGAAUCGGUCAAUCUUCAUCACCACGGCUCUUAUUCUGUGGGCUUUCCGCCUUACGGAGAACCCUCUAGCGAAGAUUGACACGCUUGCAUUCUCGGACAGUGCAAACAUACAUGCUGCUCCAUUUGAGAUAUGUCUUGCGAAGAGGAUCGAUGAGAAUGUGGUCAGGGAACUGUGCGCACCGGGCAAAUAA